CAAAAAAUCAGACAUAUUCUAUGGAUUUGGCUCCACUUGGAAGAUUUUCAGGUAGUAAAUUUCACCCUACCAGUUUUCUUCAUUGACCUUGAACAUUGAACGCUCUAUUAAAAGUAGAGCAUAUUCUUUUUAACACUUCUCCAAACUACUAUAUAUAAGUACACCCCCAAAAGAAGAAUCAUAGAAGUUCAAACUUUAGUGCAAGAAUGGAUCAUUUAGGUGCGUGGGAUGGUGCUGAGUCUGCUGAAGAUGUUCUUUUCUAUGAAGAACUUAGGAGGCAGGUCCUAAUUUUAACAGCAGAAGAAGAUGAUGAUGAUGAAUAUCAAGAGAAUAAACAUCCAAAUAUUGGUGCAAAAUCUUUGCACCAAACAGUCGCCCACAGCCCUGCUUCAGCGCUGCAGACACAGCAGCCAGGAUGCUAUUAUCAGUGGUCUGGCGGCGAGACGACGGAUUCCGUACCCAGAUGGGUGUUCAAUGUGUGGAAUCCCGGAAGUGGAACUGGAGUAUUCAUACCGCAGAUUGUAAAAUCUAGAAGAAGAAAUAAGCCCAGAAAGAAGAAUAAUGAAAGAGGAAGAACUUACAAGCCUAUUGCAAAUGUAGCAUGAUGAGCACCAUCUUUCUGAUAAUUUUCUACCUCAUGCACAUACAUAAUUUGGC
Messenger RNA from Oldenlandia corymbosa var. corymbosa, 657 nucleotides. The record is from the annotation of a GenBank genome assembly. Lineage: Eukaryota; Viridiplantae; Streptophyta; Magnoliopsida; Gentianales; Rubiaceae.